Erythranthe guttata (spotted monkey flower) is the source of this 1846-nucleotide messenger RNA. RefSeq names its product auxin-responsive protein IAA26. Gene Ontology annotation, cellular component: nucleus. Gene Ontology annotation, biological process: regulation of DNA-templated transcription. Lineage: Eukaryota; Viridiplantae; Streptophyta; Magnoliopsida; Lamiales; Phrymaceae. The record is from RefSeq and is a predicted model, not a curated record.
UUUUUAAUUCUCUCUCUCUCUAUCUCUGUGUUUACUUUCCACUCAGACACAGACCAAGUUCUUGUUUCUUUGUUCAUCAUCAUCACACAUACGGCUUAGAAAGAUUAAACAAAGUAUUUUAGAAAAAGCAAAAGAGGAGAGAGAAAGUAUAGUAGUACGUGUAUUUAUCAUAGAGAGAGAGAGAGAGAGAGAGAGAGAGAGGGAGCUAUUAUGCCUAUGAAUGACAAAAAAAACAACCCACCACACUCAAUCUGAGCGUGCCUAAAAACAAAGCCAUAAAAGCAAGAUUUGCAAUCCACAAGCAAUAAAUAAUCUCUCUCUCUCGCAUUUCACUCCCUUGUUUUAAUUCCUCCCUUUUCCUGGUUUUGAGUUUCUCUCUCUCUCUCUCACUUCUUGCAAGAACAAGAAAAGAUUCGAUUUUUAUUUAUUAAUCUGCCUGCUAAUGCGUAAAAAUGCGGUCUUUCUCCAUGAUUCUCAGCUUUGGCUAACCAUUUCCAUAAACAGCUUUCUGUUUUAUCACUCUUUUCUCAGCUGAAUCUUGAAACAACGCACAUAUAUACAUAAAUAAUCUACUGUGAGUGAAGAAAGAAAAAAAAUGGAGGGUUACACAAGAAAAGAAGAUGGAAGUCCACAGCUGCUGGAUUUGAUUCCUAGAGAGAGAGAGUGGGUUGCCAAAAGGGCAGCAGAUGAAAAAAGCCAUGGCCUUUCAGGAGAGAGAAAGCUCGAGCUGAGCCUUGGUCCACCAACUGGUGACUGGACCAUCGUCACAGACGAUAAAAACAACAAACCUUCUUCCCAAAAUGCCCCCCUUGAAUCUCUACACUACUCCUUUGGCUACUUUCAAACCCCAGGUGCCUUGAAACCAUCUCUUCCAUGGCAGCAGCAGCAGAUGAAAGCUCCUUCCUUUCUCCACCUUCAGUCUGUCAUGAAUGAACCGUCACAGCCAUGUAACAAUAGGGUGGAGCAGGGUGCAGCAGCAGAUCAAAAGAAGGGAUUUUCAGCAGCUCCUGCAAAUAUUAAUACAGCUGUACCCAACAGUCAGAAAAGGACUGCACCUUCUCCGGUGGUGGGGUGGCCUCCAAUUCGUUCGUUCCGAAAGAAUCUUGCGAGUGGGAAUUCCUCCAAGUUGUCGUCCGAAUCACCGGAUGCGGACCCGGGCAAAGAUUCCGGGUCGAAACCCGCGGAGAACGGGUCGAGUAGACCGUUUGUGAAGAUCAACAUGGAUGGGAUUCCGAUCGGAAGAAAAAUUGAUCUAAAAGCGUACCACAGUUACGAGAAGCUAUCGUACGCGGUCGAUGAGCUCUUCCGAGACCUUCUUGCUGCGCAAAGUGAAUCUUGUGUCGGUGAAACGAAAGACAGAGAAAAUGGAGGGAAAGGGAUCGGAGGAUUGUUGGAUGGAAGUGGGGAAUAUACCCUUGUUUACGAGGAUAACGAAGGUGACAGAAUGCUUGUUGGAGAUGUACCUUGGCACAUGUUUGUCUCGACAGUGAAGAGGCUUCGUGUGUUGAAAAGUUCAGAACUCCCUAAACUGUCUCGUGGAAGUAAACUGGCCGGGAAGCUCUGUUCUUGAGUCGACACUUGAUUUGUGAGAUAGCCGGUAACAAUGGGGACUAUUAUUUUGUGUUUAUUAUCGGUACUUAUAUAUUUAAGAGGAAAUGACAAGGGUCUAUUGUAACUUGAUUAAACUAUUACCCUUUGCUUGUGUUCGGGAGUAUAUGUUUUAUUUAUAUGUUGUUGAUCAUUUUAGCCGUUUUCUGGUACUAGUUAGAAAUGGUACUGCAAUGUAAAGCUGCGCGCUGUUGUAUAAUCCGUUUGGAAGAAUGAGUGGUAAAUGGUUUUGUCAUCA